AUGAGUUUUGAUAUUGUUAUGGUGAUGAUACCUUCACCAGUAUCACUUUCCGGUUUAUCGAUAUGUUCUGACGUUGCUAUCGUUACCACUGAUGCUGUUGUUGAUGACACUGGUUGCCUUAUACCAUCAGCAGAUACACAUUUGGUGUUAACAGUACGACGACCUAGAUUAUCAUUUGAUGUGCUAGGUCAACUCAAGUCAACUUCAUUUUGUUCUUGUUAA
This is a messenger RNA of Cercopithifilaria johnstoni, 222 nucleotides long. The record is from the annotation of a GenBank genome assembly. Lineage: Eukaryota; Metazoa; Nematoda; Chromadorea; Rhabditida; Onchocercidae.